Molecule: messenger RNA, 178 nt
Organism: Dentiscutata erythropus
Lineage: Eukaryota; Fungi; Glomeromycota; Glomeromycetes; Diversisporales; Gigasporaceae
Source: the annotation of a GenBank genome assembly
UGCUUAUGCAUACCGACGAACAAGGGACUCAUUUCAUGAACAUAAAAAUGAAACUAGGCCAGAUAAGAUUAUAGAACUUGUUAAGAAGGCUGAACAUGAAUUAACAAUUUUGCAAAGACAAGGAUAUUUAAACAGUCUUUAUGCCGUUGACAAAUUGGUAGUAGAACAAAGCAAUUAG